Molecule: messenger RNA, 336 nt
Organism: Debaryomyces tyrocola
Lineage: Eukaryota; Fungi; Ascomycota; Pichiomycetes; Serinales; Debaryomycetaceae
Source: the annotation of a GenBank genome assembly
AUGACAACCAUCGAAGGUCCGCAUACAUAUCUCCGGCAUGAGGACAGGUUCCUCCGCACAAUCAACGCCAAUCUAUAUUAUGGAAAGAGAUACCCGCAUUACCUAUGCAGCGAAAACAAGGAAGAAAGCAUACCGGUGUUUAAGGCUGUCAAGGAGUAUAUUCUCCAGGACAGGCCGCAUUUGAAAGGCACGCAUCCCAUUUACAACCGGAUGUUCCGAGAGGGCAUAUUGAAGGUGCUGGUUCUCCAUAGGACACAUGUGAUAUAUGAAAACUACGCCUGUCGCUUUUCUACACGUUUUCCAAGUUAUUCGGUAACCGAAUUAUCGAGGAAGUAG